Messenger RNA from Lasiosphaeria miniovina, 1899 nucleotides. RefSeq names its product kinase-like domain-containing protein. Gene Ontology annotation, molecular function: protein kinase activity; ATP binding. The record is from RefSeq and is a predicted model, not a curated record. The transcript has 2 exons. Lineage: Eukaryota; Fungi; Ascomycota; Sordariomycetes; Sordariales; Lasiosphaeriaceae. Gene Ontology annotation, biological process: protein phosphorylation. The coding region runs from base 254 to 1654 and encodes 466 amino acids.
UAAACGCCUUUUUGCGGCUUUGCCCGAGUUGCGUCUCUGCCUCUUUUCUUUCCCAGGCUUGGUACUUACCUACUUCUCUUGUAAUAUCAAGAUGCUGCGCACACCUCCUCUCUUUCUUAACAAUUCAGUUUCCACUGGCAAUGCCUUCAAGUCAGGGUGGUCUAGUCAGCCCCGGAAAACAAAACAAAGCAGAACAACAACAUUGCCACCACCGCUGUGAUCCCCACACAUAGAACAAAACAAGACAGCAACGAUGGGAGAGCUCAGCCCCGUGCUGUCUCUUCUAUCUCCACAGGAGAGCUUCCGAGAGUUCAGAGACAACGGCUUGGUGCUAGAUGGGAUGCCGUUCGGGCUAGAAAACAUCUGCGACUACGAGCCUGGCGGCCACCACCCCGUCCACCUGGGCGACGUGCUAAACGGCCGCUACAAGGUCAUGGACAAGCUGGGCCACGGCGGGCGCGCCAACAUCUGGCUCUGCCGCGACGUCUUCCAGCAAGCGCUGACGACGCAAUACUUUGCCGUCAAAGUCCUCAUGGCCAGCGCCUCCAUCGACGACUCCCCCGAACUUCGCGCCUACCGGCUUCUGAGGAGGGGCCUGGCCAAGAGCGAUGCCGCCGAACACCUCUGCCUGCCCCUCGGCCGGUUCGACUUCCAGGGGCCGAAUGGCCGUCACUUCGCCGUCGUGUAUCCCGUGCUGGGGCCGCGGGUAGUGGUGUCAAGGCCUGUCUCGCAUCUUGUAGCAGAGAAAGGCAAGCCUGUGAGGGAGGCGAGGAAGCUGUGUUUCCAGGCCGUCAAGGCAAUGGCCAGUCUUCACUCUCACGGCAUCUGCCAUGGAGAUUUUCGGCCAGCAAACAUUCUCAUGCGGAUACAGGGGCCGGCAGGGCUCUCUGAAGACGAGCUCCGCCUAACACUGGGACCUCCGAGGACUGUAGACGUCGUGCAGGCGUCGGGCGAGGGCCCCUGGCCGCUCACGGCGCCAGCCUACCUAGUUAAGCCGAUCGAGUGGGGACUGCUGGAUCUCAGUGGUAAUGAGUUUGACCUUGUCACAGACAAGCUUUGCGUUGUCGACUUUGCCGAGUCGUUCGAUGUCCGGGACCUGCCAGAGGACCUGGCCACGCCGCUGGAAUACUGCCCGCCAGAAUACGUCCUGGACAAGAGGCUGGGCACGGCGAGCGAUAUCUGGGCGCUCGGGUGCACGCUCUUUGAGAUUCGUGCUGGCAGGCGCCUGUUUGACAUCCCCGUCGAGGAUCCGGACGAGCACCUGGUGCGCAUGGUGGAGAUCCUCGGAAAACUCCCGGAGCCGUGGUGGUCGACGACAUGGGAGGCCCGUAGGCGAUGUCUGGGGGACGGGAGAUACACAGCGGGAUGGCCGAGGGGAGCAGGCAAUAGCUGGCUGGGUGACGAAAGCGAGUUGCAUGCUCCUCCGUCCCGUGUGCCGUUGGCCAAGAAACGCAGUUCUAGUUCCAGCAUCGAAGACUUGCUCGCAGGUGGCCUCGUCCAUGAUUUCAACCACCUCGGCACAGGCAACCACGAUAGGGCUCAGGAGGAGGAGAUGGCCCUGUUUGCUGAUCUGCUGCGGAGAAUCUUCAAAUACGUGCCUGAGCAGAGGAUCUCGGCCGAGGGCAUAUUAGAGCACCCGUGGUUUGCUCUGUGAACGAAGCAGUUGCCAGGAUUAGCUUUAGGCGUCUGGGCUACUAGACUUGGUUCAAAAUAACAAUUAGUAAGAGUCGACUGGGUCUAGGCCUAGGCAGGGUAUCAUUCGGGGGCUUUGUUCAAGGGAAUUAAUUAUUUAAUUAAUCCGCGUUGGUAUGAGCCAGGUCCGGCUCAAUAAGUCGUCCGGUCUUUGAUUACCCGAUAAUUAUGCUCAAACUCGAGCAACGCUUGCCCAGGUAGAGCCCG